Molecule: messenger RNA, 2453 nt
Organism: Oncorhynchus gorbuscha (pink salmon)
Lineage: Eukaryota; Metazoa; Chordata; Actinopteri; Salmoniformes; Salmonidae
Product: guanine nucleotide-binding protein G(olf) subunit alpha
Exons: 11
Coding region: 1211-2350 (379 amino acids)
Biological process (GO): adenylate cyclase-modulating G protein-coupled receptor signaling pathway
Cellular component (GO): heterotrimeric G-protein complex
Molecular function (GO): GTPase activity; G-protein beta/gamma-subunit complex binding; GTP binding
Source: RefSeq, a predicted model, not a curated record
GUACAUACCCCGGGCCUCGAGGACAGCGGCUGAACUGUCAGUUGCGCGUCGGUGUGGAGAGUUACCGCGGUGCCGUGAACCCCUUUCCCACGGGUGAUCGCGAAUGCUUUUUUUUGUUUUUUUUUUAAGCAGAGGGGCUUUGUUGCACACGCGGUCAAUAUAAAUAGAAAACCACGGAGAAUGUGACGAGAGCAGGAGUGGACUACGGAGGAAGACUACCGAGGCAGCAGACUGAGGCAGCAGACCGAGGCAGCAGACUGAGCCGUGAAUGUAAAUGGGAGUAGUGAUCGGAGUUGGCAGCAGAAGGGCUAGAAAUGAUCCAUUUUUUUGCUGCGUCUAGUUUGGGUUUUACUUUUGUUUUGGGUCUUUCAGACCGUCUAUUUGUAUAGUUGUAACUUUUGACUUUAUUUAUUUAUUGUUUUAGGCGAUCGGUUUAGGCCUUUAGUGUAAGUGACUGAUAAGCUGUGUGUAGGCCUGUGUUACCGUGUGCUAUUACUUACGAUUGACAAGCUACACCCGACAUCAGGACAACCCCAACGCACUCGAUCCAGACGACUCUCGUCGAUAGAAAGACCCUAACUUCCUGCCCAGCUUGUCUGGUGCAAACGGAAAACACUCUCUCCUCUCUUAGUUUUUAUUUUAUUUUUAGGGCUGAUUAAACCAGCCUCGGGGAAGGUCUUGGGUGACACAUGUGAUUGUAAUGACCCUCCUACCCUUCUCACAGAAACGAUACAAUGAUAUGUGAGCGUAUUGUAGGUGUGUGUGAGCCAGCUGCAGUGUUACAUUGUGGCAGAGGAAGGUUUCUCUGCGGCUCGGUGCACGGCUACUUCCUGGUACAACAGAGAGAGGCAGUGCUGAGUUAAAAACACCAAAUAGACACAUACUGAGAAGAGGGAAGGAACGAGAGAAACACUUGGCCUGUUUCCAGAAAUCUAAACCUUCGUUAUCUUGUGUAUUUCUGUUAUUUCAACGAUUCGAGUGAUUUUGAAGGGGCGAAUCAAGAAUUAGUUUUGGAUGCCGAAGGAAGGUCCCGUUGGUUGCGGGUAAAAAGGGAUCGUAACGGGGAGGAAGGCACAUAACCCUCCCAACGGCGGAGAAGCGUCGCACAGAUUUUCUUUCACACCAUCGUUUAAAAAAAACAAACAUUUAUUAUUAUAACAUCUUCGUGUAUUUUAAUAUUUUUGAGAGACGAGGUUAGUUAACGGAAGAUAUGGGUUGUUUGGGCAACAGCAAGACUGAAGAUCAACGCAUCGACGAAAAGGCACAGCGAGAGGCGAAUAAAAAAAUUGAAAAACUGUUGCAAAAAGAAAGACAAGCAUAUAAAGCGACGCACCGGCUGUUAUUAUUGGGUGCUGGAGAGUCGGGGAAAAGUACUAUUGUGAAGCAGAUGAGGAUUCUACACGUCAAUGGUUUUAACGCAGAAGAAAAGAAACAGAAAAUUCAAGAUAUUCGGAAAAACGUGAAGGAUGCGAUAGUGACGAUAGUGUCAGCCAUGAGCAGCUUGAUACCCCCCGUCUCUCUCGCCAACCCCGAAGACCAGUUCAGAAUCGAAUACAUCAAAAGCAUAGCUCCGCUCUCGGACUUUGACUACACACAGGAGUUCUUUGAUCAUGCCAAGAAGCUGUGGGAUGACGAGGGAGUGAAGGCGUGCUUUGAGAGAUCCAACGAGUACCAGCUCAUCGACUGUGCACAAUAUUUCCUGGACAGAAUUGACUCAGUAAGACAAGGAGACUACAGUCCCACAGACCAGGACCUGCUACGAUGCAGAGUGUUAACGUCAGGGAUAUUCGAGACGCGAUUCCAAGUAGACAAAGUCAACUUUCAUAUGUUUGAUGUAGGUGGCCAGAGAGAUGAGAGGAGAAAAUGGAUCCAAUGCUUUAAUGAUGUGACUGCUAUCAUCUUUGUGGUUGCCAGCAGCAGCUACAACAUGGUCAUAAGAGAAGACAACAACACAAACAGGCUACGGGAAGCCCUGGAUCUCUUCCGCAGUAUCUGGAAUAACAGGUGGUUACGGACCAUAUCGGUCAUAUUGUUUCUGAACAAGCAGGACAUGUUGGCCGAGAAAGUAUUAGCUGGGAAAUCCAAAAUCCAAGACUACUUUCCGGAAUAUUCUCGCUACACCAUACCCAACGAAGCGACUCCUGAACCUGGUGAAGACCCAAAAGUAACAAGAGCCAAGUUCUUCAUCCGAGACGAGUUCCUGAGGAUCAGCACAGCCAGUGGAGAUGGCAGACACUACUGCUACCCCCACUUCACGUGUGCUGUGGACACUGAGAACAUCAGGAGAGUCUUCAAUGACUGUCGCGAUAUCAUUCAGAGGAUGCAUCUGAGGCAGUACGAACUCUUGUGAUGGGAUGGACACACACACACACACAGUACAGACGCAAACACACACACACACACAGUACACACAAACACACACACACACACACACACACACACACACACACACA